This is a messenger RNA of Haemonchus placei, 1806 nucleotides long. NCBI's taxonomy places the organism in Eukaryota, Metazoa, Nematoda, Chromadorea, Rhabditida, Trichostrongylidae. The record is from the annotation of a GenBank genome assembly.
AUGGACAUAUUCUACUUCAAUAUUCCUUGGAUAAUUGAUCAAGAAGAUUACAACUGCAGUAGCCGCACCCUGACAGAAUGGCAAAGUAGAGGCUAUGUGGACUCUGGGCAGGGAGUCUACUUUGCCGUGACAGGAGUAGUUUUUGUGGUACUCAAUGUGAUGGGUCUAAUUGGAAUGGUGAAAGGAAAACUGCUGAGUACUCCUUGUUACUGCCUAAUGUUCUUCAAUGGGAUCAUUGACAUCAUGGACAUCAUUGCUGGCUCACUUAUCCCAGCAUACUUUUUCUUUACUGGAGCCGUCUUCUGUUCUUCGGAAGCUCUCGAGAGAUUCAGCGGUUACUUCGCGUGGUGUGUAUGGGCUGGAGCUUCAUUAAACUGUAUGGUAUUGGCUUUGAAUCGUGUUAUUGAAAUGAUUCCUUCUGCGAGUGCACUUCGUUUUCUAUUUAAAGGUAAACUGUUGUAUCUAUGGAUGGUGCUGAUAGUGACAUAUAUGGUACUCUCACCAUUUUUAAACCGUCCUCAUUCAUUCAGUACAGUAGCUUCUGCUUAUAUUAGUUCACCAAUGAUUACCGAUGAUGCUGAUAAGGAAGCAGCGUAUUUCAAUACACUUCUUCUACCGAUCCAUAAUGUUUCCGUCGUCAUCGUAAUAUUCACUCUUUACACCAUUCUUUGUGUGUACGUCUUCCAAAUGCGUCGAAUUGCAAAACGAGGCACCUACAAAUUGCAAUUACAGCUCUUCAUUCAAGUACUUAUGAUCUGUUCAACGACCACUAUGACAGCGCUUCUUUAUUCUGCCAUGAUAUUCAUCACGGUGUCACGAAACGUUGCCAUUGCAGCAAACGUCUUAUGGCAGCUGAGCCACGAAGAAAGUAUCUUAAAGAAAGAAAUUCAAAUACUCAACACGAUGGGUGGUCAUGACGAAAGCUUCCAUAAGAAGCUUUCAGGAAGCACCACAUUACGAGACACUCCUGCUACCAGUCCACAAUAUCACUGUCGUAGUGGUGAUAUUCGGUCUUUAUUCUAUCCUUUGUGUAUACGUGAAUCAGAAUGCGCCGGAAUGCGAGGCUCUCAUGAACUGUUCAACAACCACUACGACAGCGCUUCUGUACGCUUCAAUGAUAUUUAUCACGGUUUAUGGGCUGGAGCUACAUUCAACUGUAUAGUGUUAGCUUUAAAUCGUGUAGUUGAGAUGAUUCCUUUUGCUAACGGUCUUCGCUUUCUGUUCAAAGGUAAGACCUUGCUACUGUGGAUCACAGUGUCUGUAGCAUACAUGGUCGUUUUACCAUUUGUGAAUCGUUCUCAUCCUUAUAACACAGUUGCGGCUGCUUAUAUUCCUUCUCCUGUGAUUACCGACGAUGAAGAAAAAGAAACAGCUCAGUACGCCACCUUGAUGGUACCAAUUCACAAUAUUACCUUCGUCUUUGUGCUAUUGAGUCUCUAUACCAUUCUAUGCGUUCAUAUCAUCAGAAUGCCACGCGCUGCAAAAGGAAGGAACUACAAAGUGCAAGUGCAGAUUUUUGUUCAAGUUCUUCUGAUCUGUUCUACAACUGCCAUAGCAGCGACCCUUCAUGUUUUCAUGAUAUUCUUCACAGUGUCACGUAAUGCUGUUAUUACUGCAUGCGUUUCAUGGCAGUUGAGCCACGGUCUUCAUGGGAUCAUAUACCUCAGUUUCAAUCGUGAUAUACGCUACGAGGUGAUGAAGAUGUUCACAAUAAAGAAAUGCAGGUGUUCAACACGUACUGUAUCGAUCAGCACCGGUGCCCGAACGGAAAUGACAGAACCAAAGUUCUGGUUGCAGAAAUUUUGA